AUGACAGAUUUGCCUUCAACUCGUCCCCGCAAAGUGUGCUUUGUCACAAUCGGCGCGACUGCUUCCUUCUCGUCUCUGAUCAGGGCCACCAUCUCAUCGACCUUCUGUCAUGCACUCGAACAGUACCAGUACACAGACCUGAUUGUCCAGUACGGUGCUGAUGGCAAUGAUUUAUUUCAAUCGCUGGUACAAGAGGUAGGACUCAAUGGGGAAGGAGCUGGUAUCAAUGUGUCUGGGUUCGGACUCGACACUAGUGGUCUGGCACAGUACAUGAAGCUGGCAAGGACAGGCGGAGAUGACAGUGGUGCAGAGGGAGUUGUUGUCAGCCAUGCUGGCUCAGGCACUAUCCUUGAUGCUCUACGUAUCGAUGUACCACUCAUCGUUGUGCCCAACUCGGAGCUGUUAGACAACCACCAGGUCGAACUUGCCGAAGCCCUGGCCGAGCAAGAAUAUGUCGUUCACGGCAACUUGGAGGACCUGCCGCAAGCACUACGAGAUGCCGAAAAGCUACGAGUUCGACAAAAGACCUGGCCACCCGUCAACUCAGGUACACAUCGCCAAUCGAAAGGCCUCGCCGGCGUCGUGGAUGAAGAGAUGGGUUUCUCAGUCGAGUGA
Molecule: messenger RNA, 615 nt
Organism: Aureobasidium pullulans EXF-150
Lineage: Eukaryota; Fungi; Ascomycota; Dothideomycetes; Dothideales; Saccotheciaceae
Exons: 2
Coding region: 1-615 (204 amino acids)
Biological process (GO): dolichol-linked oligosaccharide biosynthetic process
Cellular component (GO): extrinsic component of endoplasmic reticulum membrane; UDP-N-acetylglucosamine transferase complex
Molecular function (GO): hexosyltransferase activity
Source: RefSeq, a predicted model, not a curated record